Clupea harengus (Atlantic herring) is the source of this 789-nucleotide messenger RNA. Its product is annotated as serine/threonine-protein kinase pim-2-like. Gene Ontology annotation, cellular component: cytoplasm. Gene Ontology annotation, molecular function: ATP binding; protein serine/threonine kinase activity. The record is from RefSeq and is a predicted model, not a curated record. The transcript has 4 exons. Gene Ontology annotation, biological process: protein autophosphorylation; negative regulation of apoptotic process; regulation of mitotic cell cycle. The coding region runs from base 53 to 697 and encodes 214 amino acids. NCBI's taxonomy places the organism in Eukaryota, Metazoa, Chordata, Actinopteri, Clupeiformes, Clupeidae.
GGUUCUGGAUGGACAGUUUCAUCAGUUCCCUCUGGAGGUGGUGCUCCUGCUGAUGGUGAGAGGCAGUGAGGGAGAGAGCGGGGCAGAUAGCAGCAGCGGGGCAUGUGUUCAGCUGCUGGACUGGUACAACCUCGGGGAUGAGCUGGUGUUGGUGAUGGAGAGGCCACUUCCCUGUCUGGAUCUGUUUGACUACAUCCAGGAGAGAGGGGGGAAACUGCCAGAGGAAGAAGCUAAGUUCCUUCUGAAGCAGCUGGUUGGGUUGAUGAAAAAGGUUCACUCCAAAGGAGUUCUCCACCGGGACAUUAAACCAGAGAACAUUCUGGUGCUCACUGGCAAUGAGAGCCUGAGUCUCCGCCUACUUGACUUUGGCUGUGGAUGCAUUCUCAAGAAUGAACCAUAUACUGAGUUCUAUGGCACGUUGCAGUACACCCCGCCUGAGUGGUACCUGCACGGGCAGUAUGAGGCCCUGCCCUUGUGUGUGUGGCAAAUGGGGGUGCUGCUGUAUGACAUGCUGUGUGGGGAGCACCCCUUCAGCACACGUGCCGACAUCAUCAGCCGGGCGCCGACUUUGCAUGCCCUAAUACACAAUCUCCCCUCUCCCUUAGACUGCCAAGACCUGAUGAGACGCUGCCUGGCCAAGCGGCCGAGAGGUAGACCUACUCUAGAGGGCAUUCUGCAGCAUCCUUGGUUCCAGUGAAGUGCACAGGCACAUAUCAUUAACACAGAUACAGACAGAAACACACGCAUUGCACACAUUCACAUAGAUACAGACACGACAUAUAUAAACGA